AGAAAAGAGUUAUACAGUACUCAAAAACUGGACAGCCAAGAUCCUUUUUUUUUUGUACAUAUGAUAAAUGAUUCCCUUCACAAAUUAGGGGAAAUUAAUUGGAUUGGUUUGGUUCAGUAUAAUCCAAUUGGGUCUUCCGGGCUGGGAAUUCCUAAUGUUCCGUCUAGUUACUGUUGAUGACCCUGACGUGUCGAACGAUGAUAAUCAAACUGAGGAAAAUUCCAGUAAUGAGAACCCGGAAACGUCUGAUAUGUCAGAAUCAGAUGAAGUGGUGAAAUAUGAGUUGGGGAUCGACGGAAACCAGAGCGAACUCCCUUCCUCGUCGUCUUACGAAAUGCCAAAUUGGAUACGACAGAUGCUCGAUUCGGCAGCUGAGUUCGAUCCCUCCAGCGUUGACGCGUUUGAACAGAUGCAAAUGUUACAUAAUCUUUCUCAAGCGACCGAUGAGCUAGAGUUUGAUGGCACCCAGUGGAGUCCUUCAGAAGAGCAAACAAGAAUCCUAGAAAUGCUUUAUAACGGUGGAAUCAGCGGAGUGCGUUCCCCCACCGUGCAAGAAAUCGAACAGAUAACUAGUCAGCUCAUUAAUUAUGGGAAGGUCGAAGUUACAGAUGUAUACCUGUGGUUUCAAGCGCGUAAGGACCCAGGAAGACAGAAGCAGACAUUAAGGCUCCUCAGCCCAACUGGUAUGGAAGGAUUAGAGAUUACAGAACCUCCCACAUCACCAGAAAUAAGUAACCGGGGAGGUAAAGGAAAAGCAGUUCCAGUUGAAGAAAGAAGUGGAUUAGAGGAAGUGGUUGAUAUGUCAUCGAAAAUGUUUGGACAGAAAGAAGGAAGUGACAACUCCAGGGUAACGUAUGAUAGCACUGGCAAAUUGUUGCCAAUCAACUCUGAAAAACAAUGGGAGCUAAUUCCAUUAGUCGAGGAAAACAUUGAUGUCAGAGCCAACAUUAUUUUUCUGGACAGAGAUUUUCUGGAAGAGCCUGAUCCUCACAUUCCGAGUCAGCGAGAUCCUAGUUUACCAACCGUGUCUUCUUCUACAAGUUCGAAUCGUGAGGAAGAGUCUCGACCUGAAGGUCAGAACAACAUUAAAACUGCCGAUGCUAAGAAGCGCAGAUGGUUUAACUUGUUCCCAUGGUGGCAGAAAAAAUGAUUUGUGGAAUAAAUAUCUCAAAUUGGGCCAUUUUCCAGCCUAAAGAGGGCUCUAAAGAGCUACAAGUUAGCGUUUUAAAGGCAAUGAGGAUAGUAGCUUUAAUUGUACAGAAAUUCUAGUUACCAAAAUCAUUUUCACUCUUGCACAUGCAACGCAAAAUCCUGACUAUCAGUAAUAUGUGUCACUCUGACUCUUUUUAUUAUUUAAAACAGCAUCAUCCAGUUCAUAUCA
Messenger RNA from Papaver somniferum (opium poppy), 1381 nucleotides. RefSeq lists its product as uncharacterized. Bases 155 to 1150 code for a protein of 331 amino acids. Gene Ontology annotation, cellular component: nucleus. The record is from RefSeq and is a predicted model, not a curated record. Gene Ontology annotation, biological process: procambium histogenesis; cell division; plant organ development. Gene Ontology annotation, molecular function: DNA-binding transcription factor activity; DNA binding. The transcript is spliced from 7 exons. Lineage: Eukaryota; Viridiplantae; Streptophyta; Magnoliopsida; Ranunculales; Papaveraceae.